Messenger RNA from Vigna angularis (adzuki bean), 3777 nucleotides. Its product is annotated as disease resistance protein SUMM2-like. Lineage: Eukaryota; Viridiplantae; Streptophyta; Magnoliopsida; Fabales; Fabaceae. Gene Ontology annotation, molecular function: ADP binding. The record is from RefSeq and is a predicted model, not a curated record. Bases 1 to 3777 code for a protein of 1258 amino acids. The transcript has 4 exons.
AUGGACUGCCUUGUGGGUUUUGCAUCUUCUGUUUCAAGAGAUUUAGUGUGUGGUGCAUUAAAUCAAUUGCGUUAUCUUCGCUCCUUUAACAAUUUUUUCAAAAAGCUUGAGCAAGGAGAGGACGAUUUGAUUGUAACAAAACAUGAUGUCCAAAAAUCCGUUGAAGAUGCAAAGAGGAAAACUAAAGAGACUACUGGAGUUGUUGACAAGUGGCUGCAAAAUGCUAUGAGUGACAUAGGUAAAGUGAAUCAGUUGCUAGAAGAGGCAAGAACAAACAAAAUGUGUUGCUUUGGGUAUUGUCCAAAUUGGAUUUGGCGAUACCAUACAGGAAAAAAGCUAGCAAAUAAAGUUUUUGACCUUGAAAAGUUCAUUGAUGAGGGUAAAAACUAUGUGUCAUUUGACCGCAACGCUACGCUACCUUCAGACACCCUUGACAUUCUUUCAGAAAAAUGCAUGAAUUUUGAGAGUAGACAAUCUGCUUUUGAGCAACUACUGGAUGCAGUGAAAAAUAAUGAUGUUUCCAUGAUUGGGUUGUAUGGAAUGGGAGGUUGUGGUAAAACCACAUUAGCAAUGGAAAUUAGGAAGUUCGUAGAAGAAGAGCAUCUUUUUGAAAAAGUUCUUUUUGUGCCUGUUUCUAGUACAGUGGAAGUUGGGAGGAUUCAAGAGAAAAUAGCAAGUUCACUGCAAGUUGAAUUUCCAGAAACCGAAGAAAUGCAGAGAGCCCAAAGAUUGUGCUCAAUAUUAACUCAAGAGAAAAAUGUUUUUAUAAUUCUAGAUGAUGUGUGGGAGAAGCUUGACUUUGGCCGUAUUGGAAUUCCUUCUUCUGAACACCUUAAAGGCUGCAAGAUUCUCAUUACCACUAGAUCAGAAGCUGUUUGUACUUUAAUGGAUUGUCAAAGAAAGAUUUACUUGCCAAUUUUAACCGAUGAAGAAGCAUGGACUCUUUUCCAAAAUAAAGCACUUAUAUCAGAUGCCACCUCUGAUACCUUAAAGGAAAUAGGAAGAUUAAUUUCCGAUGAAUGUAAAGGAUUGCCGGUUGCCAUUGUAGCUGCUGCUUGUAGUUUGAAGGGAAAAGCUGAGACGGAAUGGAGGGUUGCAUUGAAUAAAUUGAGACAUUCCGAGCCAAUAAAUAUUAGAAGAGGUUUGACUGAUCCCUACAAGUGCCUGCAGUUGAGCUAUGAUAAUUUAGAUACUAAAGAAGCUAAAUCACUUUUCCUGUUGUGCUCUGUGUUUCCUAAAGAUUUUGAAAUUCAAAUUGAAACUUUAACAAGAUGUGCAAUAGGAUUAGGUGUAGUUGGAGAAGUUGACUCAUAUGAAGAGGCAAGGAGUGAAGUGAGUGCAGCUAAAUUUAAGCUUGUUAGUUGUUGUUUAUUGUUGGAUGCAGAUCAUGAACGUGUCAAAAUGCAUUAUAUAGUUCGCAAUGUAGCCCACAUAAUAGCAAAAUAUGAGAAUAAGAUGAUCAAGUGUGAAGUGGAAAAGGAUGUUAUAGUGGAACAAAAUUCAGUAAGAUAUCUAUUUUGUGUGAAAUUUCCAAAUGAUUUGGAUUGCUCCAAUCUUGAGUUUUUAUACUUACAGACAAAGAUGAAAGAAUUUGAUGGGAUUUUCAAAAGAAUGGGAAUGCUCAAAGUUUUGAUUCUUCAAAACGAUGAGGAUGAAAAAACACGAUUGUCAACAAUAUCUUUCAAAACAUUAACAAAUCUUCGUUGUCUAUUCAUUGAGAAUUAUGAAUUGAGCGACUUCUCAUUUUUUAGCGGUCUGAAGAAACUUCAAAGUCUCUCGUUAUGUAAUUGUUUACUGCCUUCAUUUCCUGAAUUACAAACCGAUGUUGCGAUUACACUAAAAUUGUUAGACUUGAAUGGAUGUAACAUUAAAGUGAAGAAUUUUGAAGUGAUUAAAAGAAUCCCGUUUUUGGAAGAGUUGUACAUUAUUGAUGGAGAAUGGGAUGCUAACAGUGAGGACAAUAUUGAAUUCUUUAAGACGUUUAGCUUUCCCGAAACACUUCAAAGGUAUGGAAUUGUGUUAGGGUCCCAUAAAUUUGACCAUUUUAAUUAUGGAGAUAUUUACAUUCAUGGAAGAACUUUAUUACUUAACCAUUUUGACGUAUCAAAUGAGGUAAUAAAGGGUUUGGCAAAAAAAGCAAAGGAUCUAUUUGUACGAAAUAUUCAUGGAGGCGCAAAAAAUAUCAGCCCUGAUAUAUUUCAAAUUGAAGGAGGAGGUUUGGAUGAGUUGAAUAAGUUGGAGAUACAUGAUUCUGAAGAGUUAGAAUGUUUGAUUGACACUUGUAGUCACUCGAGUGAUGUGGUAACUCUCUUCUCCGAGUUGCAUACGCUUGGAAUUGAGAACAUGAGAAAUCUAAGAGUUAUAUGGCAUUGUUUUCUUCCUGCCAAUGGACCUUUUGAGAACUUAAAGAAGUUUGAUUUAAGUGAUUGUCCACGGUUGACAUUUCUCUUCACAUAUGUGCUUGCUCGAAACUUUGUAAAAUUGAAAAUAUUAAAAAUAUCAAGAUGUGAUAAACUGAAGUAUAUAUUAGCAGAUGAAUUCACCACAGGGCAUCCUGUACAAAUUUUCCAAAUUCUGCAGGAUGUACAGAUAUAUAGCUGUCGAGAAUUAAAACAUAUAUUCCCAGCCAACAUUGUUGGAGGCUUAACUCAAUUGAAAGUUGUUGAGAUAGAAGAAUGUGACAAGCUAGAUCAAAUAAUUGGAGAUAUUGUUCCAUCAACAGACCGUGAUAAACUAAUAGAGAAAGGAACUCUAUCCAGCCUUACAAGUCUUAAGAUAAAACGUUGUGGGAAGUUAGGCUCAAUUUUUACAGCAUCUAUAGCUAAGAACUUGACUUCUUUGGAAGAAUUGUUCAUAAAAGACUGCAAAAGUUUGAAGGAUAUAGUAACUCACGAAAGGGUCAACAAAAAUCAGGAGGAAAGCAUUGUUGAGGAUGAACAUGAUUGUCAGAGUGAUAUUUCAAUCUUCCAAAGUUUGAAAAAGCUACAUAUCAGUGAAUGUGAGUUAUUGGAGGGUAUAUUCCAUGAUAUAACAAAUAAAGAGGCUGCUGAUUUGAAAGACUUCUCUAGUCGAAAUAAUACUCAAAUUAAGCUUCCUGCUUUACUAGUACUUGAACUUCAGGAAGUAAAUGUAUAUUACUGUCGAGAAUUAAAACAUAUAUUCCCAGCCAACAUUGUUGGAUGCUUAGGUCAAUUGAAAGUGCUCAAGAUAGAAAGAUGCGACAUGCUAGAUCAAAUAAUUGGGGAUAUUGUUUCAUUAGCAGAGCAGGAUAGAAAAGAAGAACUUGAUGAAAUCGUUGAGGAAGGAACUCUGUCCAGCCUUGCAAGCCUUGAGAUAAAACAUUGUGGGAAGUUAGGCUCAAUUUUUACAGCAUCUAUAGCUAAGACCUUGACUUCCUUGGAAGAACUGUUCAUAGAAGACUGCAAAAGUUUGAAGGAUAUAGUAACUCACGAAAGCAUUGUUGGGGAUGAGCAUGAUAUUUCAAUCUUCCAAAGUUUGAAAAAGCUUCAUAUCAGUGAAUGUGAGUUAUUGGAGGAAGCUGCUGAUUUGAAAGACUUCUCUAGUCGAAAUAAUACUCAAAUUGAGCUUCCUGCUUUACAAGUACUUGAACUUCUUCAUAUUCGAAACAGAACCGUUGUUGGUAGUUAUGAUGUGAUAUGUCCAUCUUUAAGAAAACUAUCAUUGGAUAUUGGGAGAUAUGUUGGGUUUUCCAACAUAAAUUGUUCAAGCGAUGCUUCAGAAGCUACAAAAAGGGAUUCUAUUGCAAUCAAGGUAUGA